Molecule: messenger RNA, 210 nt
Organism: Puccinia triticina
Lineage: Eukaryota; Fungi; Basidiomycota; Pucciniomycetes; Pucciniales; Pucciniaceae
Exons: 2
Coding region: 1-210 (69 amino acids)
Source: RefSeq, a predicted model, not a curated record
AUGACCACCGUCUCACCGGGGCUAGACCAUUGCAAAAUGGGUCAUGAGAACCACAAGGGCUUUGGCUUUGUCAACCGUGACAACAAUGAAAGCAUCAACUCAGAUGAAGCUGAUGGCGAACUCGAUCAGCCAAAGAAGAGCUCAAACAGGAGUCUUCUUCAGUCGCUUCACUCUCUUCAAGGAUUUUGGACGGUGAACUUGGAGUCCUAA